AUGGAAGAGGUAUUAAAUAACAUCAAAGACAACACAUAUACAGAAAAUGCUCCUAUUGCAGGGGCCGAUGUCGUAGAAUGGAAACCAAGAAUAUGUAUGAAGUUUGAAACUGAGGAAGAGGCAUAUGAUUUCUAUAAUUCAUAUGCCGGUCGAGUCGGUUUUAGCAUCCGCAAAGAGUAUUUUAAUAAGAGCAAGAAGACUGUUGAUUGUUGCAAUUUUGGAGAUGUUGUAAGUUUUGACAUAACAUACAAAGUUGUACAUGGCAACCAUCCAUUUGGAAGUUUCUUGGGGUUGAAUCAUCACCGGGAGAUCAUUGUGUUUGGAGUAGCGUUCAUGCAUGACGAGACUGCAGAGUCAUUUGUUUGGUUAUAUCAAACGUUUUUGAAAGCAAUGUCCGGUAUAGUGCCACAGAUGAUAUUCACUGAUCAAGAUGCUGCAAUGGGAAAGGCAUUGACGCAGGAGAUGCCAGGGACAAAACAUUAUCUGUGUGUUUGGCACCUAAUGCAAAAUGCACAGAAGCAUCUAGGGUUCUUGUUUAGACGUGCGCAAAGCUUUAAGAAGGUGUUCUCAAAAUUAAUGUUUCAAAUUGAGGAAGAGGAAGAAUUUACUAGGGAAUGGAAUUUAAUGAUAACGGAAUAUGGUGUUAUUGGUAACAUGUGGCUUACAAAUCUGUUAGGUUUGAAACAUAGAUGGGCCAUGGCAUUUAUUAAACGUGCCUGGUCCACAGGUAUCCACAGCACACAAUUGAGUGAAAGCUUCAAUGGUUGCUUGAAGGCAUACUUAUCUAGGCAACUAAUUCUUCCGAAUUUCUUCACACACUUUAAAAGGCUGUUGUCCGACAAGCGUUACAAGGAGUAUGUAGCUGAGUAUAGGUUGCUCCAUAAUCUACCUCAACUAAAAAUAAACUGUAACAUAUUAGUAGAGGUGGCAAACCUGUACACAAAAGUUAUAUUUAAUAUUUUCCAGGAGGAGUUCUUAGCAGCUGGUGCCAGUCAGAGGAUCAUUGGUUGUAGUCCCAUCGAUGGCAACGAAGGCUGUGUUUACAAAGUCGUUGGUGAGGAUGGAAUGCAACACGACGUAACGAGUGAUCGUGUCUAA
Messenger RNA from Cornus florida, 1098 nucleotides. RefSeq names its product protein FAR1-RELATED SEQUENCE 5-like. NCBI's taxonomy places the organism in Eukaryota, Viridiplantae, Streptophyta, Magnoliopsida, Cornales, Cornaceae. The transcript is spliced from 3 exons. The record is from RefSeq and is a predicted model, not a curated record. Gene Ontology annotation, biological process: regulation of DNA-templated transcription. Bases 1 to 1098 code for a protein of 365 amino acids.